CAGGGUUUCCUUUUCUGUGUUAUAGUACAUGGUGUUCACCCUAGCACACAUACUGCGUGUAUAUACUGUGUAUGCCGUAUAUAUGUGUGUGCCGUACUGUAUACCCGUCGUAGCAUUAUGAGGCACCCGCUUGUUGAAGUAUAGUCACCCUCGGCAGUCGUCUACGCUUUGCAGGACGUCUUCUGAAAGGUCCCCGUCCUACGGAAAUGAGGUAAAAACGCUCACCAAACCACACUUGCAACCAACCGCAACAACACCCAAUGGACCCGGUACCCCACACCUGAGCACCAUCAGCCGUACCAAUCACUUCAUCGGGUCACAUAUCAUACCGAGCGUCCAUUCCACCAGCCCCGAUGACAUCCCUCAAGCCCACCACAACGCUACCUCCUGGUCCCUCACAACCACCGCCUGCCCCGCGGCCGCCACCACUGGCCGAGGACCAAUGCGAAACGCCUGGGCUUGAGAGCAGCCGGGGAAAGCCUACUUUCUCGAAGGACGGGGAUCCGACGUCACACCAAGGGAUCCACAGAAAGCAAGUCGCACACCAGGACCGACAAGAAGGCAUCACAGCAGACAACACUACGACACAUGCAGAUAUUUUCAAGUUUGGAGAAAGCGAAUGCGUCAAUAGGCUAGACGAAGAAACAAACGAAGGUUUGACGGACAUUACCGGGAUUGAUGACGUCAGAGAAGAGGUGGACUCCGACGUGCGGACUAGUACAGGCGACAGUGAUAGCGCGGGUAAACAUGCGACCGUUUCGAGUCACCACUUAGCAGACGAGGUAUUUAAGAGUCCGCCAAGGAGAAUGCGAAGUGGAAGCAGUGCGUCAGACUAUGGUAGAGUUCAUGGUAAGGCAGGGAUGCUACGGAGUCCACACAGGUCUUCGAUGGAUUGUGAGGGGAUAAAGAGUCGGAGCAAGCAAGGUGCAGAGGGCGUCAUAUUGACUAGGAAUGUGAUACUGUCGGACGGCGGAACGCCAACCCCAUCGGAGGACGCGACGACGUCUUCAAAGGUGAUGUCAGCUCGCGGCGACCAGGCCCAGCUUAUCACAGGCAAAAGCUCGUCCCUGGACAGUCCCAGCGCGACGUGCGUUAACAGCCACACCAGGAUGAAGGAGGGUUCGCGGAGCCUCGAAGAGCGUGCAGGACGUCAUGACAUGCAGACAGCUAACGUGUCAGCCAAACUGGCACAAGAGGUUAUCGUGAAGGACCACAAGCUCCUAUCAUCCAAAGAACGGCAAGUGAUGCUCAAGGAGCUCUCGGGUGAAAAUCGCGGGAGUUUCCCGGAGCUCGAGGAGCCUGUCCCGGUGUCCCGGCUCAAGCAGCGGCGCCUCCUCUUCUCCCACCUAACCUCCUCGGUGGACGUGGACACUCGCGAGAAGGCCUCGCCUCCGUGUCUGCCUGCGGCCACCAGCGAGGAUAUCCUCGUCUCGGACCUAUUCUCACAACCCACUUCGCCGCUCGCAACCGCCAGUCUUGAGCAGCUGGCCAGCAGUGUCAAGAGGGGACUCCGAAAGAGGGGUUUCGUACCACUUCAGCCCAUUGGCCAUCAGCGGUUCCACAGUGGGCCCAGGAGCUCGGAAGCCCUGGACUCGGAGUCCAAGUCCGGGUCCAAGGGCGGCGGGGUACUGCCCACAAGUCUCCGCAUGGCUAACGGGCGCGUCUCGAGUGGGACCCCCGACAAGGAGCCCCCCACCGCUGAAACCAUCAAGAUCAGCAUCGAUGGCACCUCCUCAGACGACCCCAAUGUACCUCCAGAAGUCAUACACUACAUACCAGGGGGAGUUGGUGAGCAACGUGGUGGUGGGACAUCGGGCGAAGGCAAAGGGACCAAGGAGGGUGACGACGUGUCGCUGUACGGCACUCCCAAGGAGGAGCUGGGCCCCGGGGGGCUGUCCGAAGUCAAGGCGUCCUUCAUGCGAAACCAGCUGGAGGCGCUGUUCCAGCCGUCCGACAACAAGCUAGCCAUGAAACUCUUCGGCUCAAAGAAAGCCCUCAUGAAGGAGCGCAUCCGACAAAAAGCCGCGGGGCACUGGAUCAUACAUCCAUGCAGUAACUUCAGGUUCUACUGGGACCUGUGCAUGCUGUUGCUGCUCGUCGCAAAUCUCAUCGUCCUUCCAGUAGCCAUUUCAUUUUUCAACGACGAUCUCUCCAUACGGUGGAUCGCCUUCAACUGUUUGUCAGACACCAUUUUUUUGUUAGACAUUGUCGUCAAUUUCAGAACGGGUAUAAUGCACCAGGACAACAGUGAGCAAGUGAUCCUCGACCCGAAGCUGAUCGCGCACCAUUACAUCCGCACGUGGUUCUUCCUGGACUUGAUCAGCUCCAUCCCGUUGGACUACAUUUUUCUCAUCUUCAUUCAGGACUACAGCGACAAUUUCCAGCUGCUCCACGCCGGCCGCGCCCUUCGCAUCCUGCGCUUCGCCAAAAUGCUCAGCCUUUUGCGGCUGCUGCGCCUCUCGCGCCUUGUGCGCUAUGUCAGCCAAUGGGAGGAAGUCUACUUCCUCAACAUGGCAAGCGUGUUCAUGAAAAUCUUCAACUUGAUCUGCAUGAUGCUUCUUAUUGGUCACUGGAGCGGUUGCCUUCAGUUUCUCGUCCCAAUGCUGCAGGGGUUUCCUUCCAAUUCCUGGGUCGCUAUUAACGAACUGGAGAAUAAGUACUGGUUCGAGCAGUACUCGUGGGCGCUGUUCAAGGCCAUGUCGCACAUGCUGUGCAUAGGCUACGGCCGGUUUCCGCCACAGAGUCUGACAGAUAUGUGGCUCACACUGCUCAGUAUGAUCAGUGGUGCCACUUGCUAUGCCCUAUUCCUUGGGCACACUACCAACCUCAUCCAGUCCCUCGAUUCUUCAAGGAGGCAGUAUCGAGAAAAGUUAAAACAAGUAGAAGAAUAUAUGGCCUACCGGAAACUUCCCAGAGAUCUUCGCCAAAGGAUAACAGAUUACUUCGAGCAUCGGUAUCAGGGGAAAUUCUUCGACGAAGAGGCCAUUCUAGGGGAGCUGUCUGAAAGGCUAAGAGAGGAUGUGAUCAACUACAACUGUCGCUCACUGGUAGCGUCGGUUCCGUUCUUUGCGAACGCCGACCCCAACUUCGUGAACGAUGUGGUGACGAAGCUCAAAUACGAGGUUUUCCAGCCUGGCGACGUCAUCAUAAAAGAAGGCACCCUCGGAACGAAAAUGUACUUCAUUCAAGAAGGCAUUGUAGACAUUGUCAUGAGCAACGGGGAAGUUGCCACCAGCCUAUCAGACGGAUCCUAUUUUGGAGAAAUAUGCCUACUGACCAACGCCCGACGUGUAGCUAGCGUCCGGGCUGAGACCUACUGCAACCUCUUCUCGCUCUCGGUAGAACACUUCAACGCUGUCCUUGACGUCUACCCGGUCAUGCGACGCACCAUGGAAUCUAUCGCCGCUGAACGACUCAACAAGAUCGGCAAGAACCCUUGCAUCGUUUCCCAACGUGAAGACCUGCGCGUCGACCUCAACACGGUCACAGCUCUCCUCCAGUCCGCCCAAUCACCGGACGGCUCGCCGGACAGCUGCGACAGGAAGUCUACAAGUCACGGAGGUGGCUUCCUCGGGGUGCGACGCGCGAACAUUCCCCGGCCAAAGUCCGAGAGUUGUUUCCAUCGCAUGUUCGACAUGGCUGGGGCACCCAACCCUAUACCGCGUUCGGGAACGUUCUACGAGUCACUGACCGGUGCAGGUUCGCAGACCAAUCUGCAGACGGAGGACUGAAGGGGCCUUAAAAAAAUAUUUGUUGCUCGCCGAGUGCGUCGCCGCAGACAUGCUGCAGCACAUAUCCUGCUUUCUGUCUCGCACCGUUCACACAUACGUCAUCACCCAUGUUACGGGUAUGUCAAUUCAAAGUGAGGGCACGCCCCGCUUUUUCUCCUGGAAAAAGCACGCAGACUAGGGAAACGGCAAAGUGGCAUCACCUCGAAAGAGUGAUGUGGACGCUACGCGGUACGGCGUUAAUAUUUGAAGCGUGUUUCCGUGCCUGUGGUUGAAGGACCAUCCUGACCUAAAGGGAAUUUAUUCGAACCAUUCGAGAGCCAGCGUUCGUGACUUAUCUGCAUAAGCGAGGUGGCCUGUGGUUCGUGCUACAGCCAGAUAGGCUAAGCACAGUACUACAUUCUACGACACACCUAAGUUAGCAAAAUAUAUCUGUCUUCCUUGACUUGACUGUCCUCCCAGCUCGAGUACCAUAAGCUCCUACGUGCGCGGCUCCUAAUUGUAACCAUUCGUACCAAGUUACCGCUACCUUAGCGAAAACCAAAUUAUCCAGAACACCACGACAAGAACCGUUAAUUCGUACUGUCGUGCAAUCAUGCACCAGCGAGAGACGGGGCGUGGCCUCUCUUGAUUUCCGUGAUGCAAAGUGCAGGAUUCCAACAACGUAUCAGGCAACAACGUCACGUGACAGGUGUGCUGGCGAUGCAGAUUUCACCCCUAAUCUAGAUUCUCAAGUUACUAAAAAUGAACCUCAGAUGAAUUAGAUAUAUAAGCUAAAUUACUAUGCAUCUACCAUCAUCCGCGAUAAGUCCUCCAGCACAAAAGUUCGAUGCACAGCUCAGUUGUAAGUGCAUUCACGAUUGGUCCUGUGACUAAGUUGUAAUCUUUACAACCACACGUUAUAUGGGACGUUAUGGGGACGUUAUGGGGACGUUAUACCACAAUUCCCAUACGUCUGCCUGUAUAUCUCAGCUCCCAUGUUCACCCGUCACGUGAGCGGGACACCAACGUUGCCUGCCUGAAACGGUUCUCAGACUUUUCCAGCGAGCCAGCGCUUUCGUCACCGAGCAUACUUUAGCACUCGCAAUGCAUGCGCACAUCUCACACACGAAACAAUCUCACCCACAGUGGAACGUCACUUCCGUGUCGUGACGUCACACACUAGUGAUUUUGCUAGGCCUCAGCAAUGACUUCAAAACAUGAAACUUUCGUAAAAGCUGUGGGCAAUGACAUCAGGGACGAAUUUAAUGGGGAUCCAUAAAUUCCGAUUCCGCUUCUGUUGUUUCUCGAUUUUGUUUCCUCGGCUAUAUUAUGAAACCGGGCGUCACUUACGGGGGAACCGAUGUACUGCAGGCUACUCUAAUUUUCUACAGCUUUUACACUUUUGCAUCAUCUAACAUUUUUUACCGACUGCAGGUUGACCUAGUAUACGCAGUUAGAGGUGAGAACAAGCGAAGGGGCCAAGUCUAAUAGAGCUGGGGGUUGAGCGAGAAAUUUAUAAAAGGGUAAACGAUCCCCUUUGAAUGAAAUACGUCUCUACAGAUUUCACAGACGCUUACGUGUGUGAAUGACAACCACUAACUUUUACGAAAAGGGCAUGUUCCUGUCUAUUGCUACACGCACACGAUUAUGCACACACUAUAUAGUCACCAUCAUCAAUUUAGUGCGCUCUAACAGGUCGAGCACAUUUUGAAACAAAAAUUAGUCGGCACACCACGAGUUGAACCAUCAAAAUACUAUGCUAUACUACUUUAUAUAUCUAUGAAUCCUUCGUCGUGAAAAAGAAUAACAAUUAUUUCUGUGAUUUAUAGAAUUUACAUUCCAACAAUUCUCUUCCUGCUGCCUCUGAGGCAGCCUUUAUUGUCUUCCCGUCACUUCUCUUGGUAAUCGAAGCCGAUUUUAUUCAGCCUGUAACGUUUGUUUACCUUUCCUUUCUUUCUUUUUUUUUUUUUUUUUCUUGUAGAACUACAGUUUCCGGGUGAUUUCCCGUAGAAUUAGCAAUGAUAAGAACGAUGUAGCACCUUUUAAAAAAGACUUAUUUUUGCUAAAAUUGGACCGCGUCGCUCACUCUCAUUACAUUUCAUUUAUUGUUACGUUAAACACCCCCAUGAGGGUAACGAUGUUGAAUGCAUAUGGAUAUUUAAUGGCCGCAUAAACCGCACCGUAGGUCGGACUAUUUUUUCAAAAAUGCACAACAAAAAAGUCAAUUGUAUACCUGUCAUUGGCGAAAAAAGCUAUGAGACUCGCGACAAUGGGCUGCGGACGCCGCCAUCUUGAUUUUUAUCCUUGCACUUGCCUGCCCAACACAUUUGUCGCUUGCGCUGCGUUACUUUUAUCGUCAUUUUCGCCACAUUCUUAAUUGAAUUCGUUAUCUAGGAAAAAUUGCCUUUUUGGGCAGGAGAGUCUGACCUAUAUAUUCCGAUUUGUGCGGUGAUUACAAUGACCUAAGUAGUUCAAAUUGCGAAUCGCUACUGUUUUUUGUUUUGUUUUUUUCUACAAUAUGUGAUCGCGAAUACAGCGUACAAUAUAUCACAGAACAAAAAUACCGUAAAAGGCCAACGAAUCAGAAAGUCACUAAGUGCUAAAAAAGCUUGAUGCUAUAUACGCUUCCGCGCUUUUCGUGGUUUCGCAAGACGUGCGAUCAUGCCGAAUGUUGCGGCAUGCUAAUCGCGAAAGCCUAGCGCGUGAAACAACCAAGGCGACAAUCUUUCGCACGUGACAAUGGGUUGGCUGUCGCACAUCAUGCCAUCUUUAGCGCUUGAAAUUGUUCCGUAUCUAUAAAGUCCAGCUGGUUGAAACCGCGGUGAUUGAUGUAAAAAUUUGCUCUCUCUGUAGUAACUACUGAGUAACGGAGGGGGUACGUGGAAAUUGAAUGCGAUCAAAUUAAAUAUUUGCGUAUUCAAACCGCCAACAACUCGGCAGGCCAAUUAAGUUGUACAAUAAGUACAUAAUCGCAAUCGGGAGGAUGCGAGGCGACGUUUUUUAUGCUACCGUUUAGUCCGCGUGGAUUCGGUCUUGCGAUAUUUAAAAUUUGAAAACACACUGUACCGCGUUCUUCUAUCUGCACGACAAAAGAAGAUUUUUUUUUUUCAGUCAAUCUAAAAAAAAGCGAGGGGCAGUUCAUCACUUCAACUAUAGCGCGUCAGAGAUCACGUGUCAUAUCUUUUUGACUACCAUUCCCCCUUGUAGCAAUGUUACCUUGGCUAAUACAUAUUAGACGAUAUGCGCCCAGACAAAUUAUCCGCUGUCUUGCUCCUACCUAUAAAGUAUACAACGUGAAGAAAAUAAUCUAAAAUGGGGAAUCGGGUAUUUUUCUACUAAGUUAUUGAGACCAAAGACAAAUAGGCCGAUACACGCAUCACAUUUUCAAUCCAAUCGCUCACUCUCAUCUUCGCCGCGACCAUGAGCAUUCUUCUGCCUCAUCUUUAUUCUUUUUGCCUCGCCUGGCAGACCAUUUAUCACACAAACACACAUACACACACAUAUAUAUAUAUAUAUAUAUUGAAUUGUUCCAUAGCAAUUUCAGCCCGCGCGACCGCGUUGAAUGAAGAAGAGACCCUGCAGUAUUGUGACGUUGAUUCUUACGUGUUUAACACAGGGGAAGCACUCGAGUGUUGCGACAAAGUGCGCUCAUGCUUCAAGAAGAACUGUUCGCGAAUCACAAACGCGAUAUUUACGCAUAUAAGAAGCAGUGUGUGAAGAGCACUGCGAAACCUUGAAUGGUGCCUAGAAACCCGCUUUAGAAACAUGGAGACCUACUGUUAGUUUUUGAGCCGUUUUCAUUUAGAAGAACAUCCAUCCUACCCACACGUAGACACAGUGUUGCCGGAAUAACGCACCAUCUUUGGUGUCUUCACGUGCCGUUAUCGAGUAAGCUGAUCGGGUAUCACGGUAAAAGUUGGGUCAACUGUUCCGUAAAUGAUGCUCCCUGACUUCCGUGGCCCCAGUGAUGUAACAAACGGUAUCUCUCAUUAAUCACGCUGUGACACCUCGGCACAUGUGGUUCAUUACACAAUGAACACACUGCGCUGCACGCCGGAGGAUUCAGGGGAAAAAAAGAACUAUUUUUCUACGCGUCGUACUUGGCGAGACAUAAACCUUUGGAAACACGGACGCGACAAACUCUGAUGUCACAAGAGCCAUGUGUGAGGUGAGAACUACAGUCAUUCCCAUUGGUUCUCAUAAGCACGUGACCGCUCUCGCGCUACCUCACUGGCUGAGACGCCUGCAGGGACGUCAGGGCCGUAUGAGUUCCGCCAGCCUAUCAGGCAACGCAUUUUUCCCGCUUCUUGCCCACCACAGCAAAAUAUAACCUCGAACCGGUCCUGUCGUGACGUCACAUGUUUGUAAACAGAGGGUCGUCUAUUGGGUAGUAGACAUGACGUCGCAGACAGGCGGCAGAACGAAGCAGCUUUUCUGACCCGCAGGAUUGUAAUCUUAAGUUCUACAUCUCCUAACCUACACCUCUCUUUUAACAGAGUUUUUAACUGAGGAGGUCUUUGAAGGAGUUGCGACACUUCAGCCUGAGUUAUGUUAUGUAAGAUAAACGUGAUAACGCUGAUAACGUGAUAACGGUGAAAGUAGGUGAUAGACGCACCGGCACCUCGAAUAUCGAAACUGAUCCGACUCAAUGCCGGCAUCUCCGCCAGUGUUGUUGCCGCGAAAGUGGUCACGUGCCUACGAGGACCAAUAGAAUAGCCGGGGUUCUCCCGCUUUGGACGUCAGAGCUCGACGGAGAAUGUGUUCGAGGGUUCGUCUCCCGCCAACCACAACACGUGCAGAAAUAAUUCUCUCUCUCUUUUUUAAGGGCCCAUGCGUGUAAUACAAUGCGUGCAUGAUCUAAUGAGCCGCACAUCGGGAUGUCAUAACACUUUUUAGUAUAUUACUCGCGUCACCGAAAUUUGGACACGGACGCAUUCACUCGUCGAGACUUUUCGAGCUUGAUGCUCGCGUCAAAUUAUGCAAUUUAGUUGAAAAUAAUUGUACAGGCCGUUGACACGAUUUAUAUUUUCCACGAUUUCUAUCAAAUAUAUGUACAUACUUAACAAACUAGGAAUCAGAUCUCAUAUGUCAGAUCGAUAACGCGUCUUGAAAAAUGAUACGUCAACGUGAAGAGCCAAUCAGAUAAGACAUCCUAUCCACACGUUAAUCAAUCAGGUGAAACAACGAGCGCUUGGUGUCAAACCUCCCUUUCAAUAAACGGAGAACGAGAUGUAGUGAGUUUUAGUACAUCGGAACAACUCUACGCAAAGGAUACGAUAAAGUAAGUUACAAAAUCUAAGCUUAGCAAUGUAAUGUUACCCGCUUCAAACAGGGCAAUUGGUUUAUCAUGUUUUCGAAACAAAUCAAAUCAGCCAAUCUGUUACAAAUCAAUCAAUCAAUCGGAACCGUUAUCGUGAACACCUUCCGAUAUACUAAAACUCAGCUUCACCGAAUUUUCUAUAGUCUGGCAAUCAUUUCACACAUCUCGCGAAAUCCAUUGUCAACCACGCAACAAAAAAAAAAAAAAAAAAAAAAAUAAGUGGUCGCUAACAGAAUUGCUGGAAUCUUAUCGCCUGUCUUAUACAUCAUGACCAGAAUCGCGAAUGAAUCGUAAAUUCAGGCAGAACACUUGAGCAAUAAACACUAUAGCAGGGAGCAGUUCGCUUAUGUAGGCACAUCGUAUAAUGAUCUGCGUUGCACAUUCAGUUUGCAUUUAUUUAUCAUCACUCCCCACACAAUUGUGAAUAUGGUACGAUACACACAGUCCUUUCUAAGUUCACUUCAUUUGUACAUAGUUGUAUAUAAGUGAAUUCCCUCCCGAAACCUUGAAUAUGACGGUGAAUAAUCAAGGACCCUCACAGUGCUGUUUUGUCAAGUGUCCUUUUCGUGCGAAAUUUUGUUUCUGUUUUGGCCGAAUCGGGUUUUGUUUGAGACCAUGUUAUGCAGGUACGAUACGUUUCUCAACCCAGCGUAUGUAAUAGUAUAGCUGAGAAUUUAGUGCAGCUAUAUAGGUCAUAUACUAUGUAUAAUAGGGGUUACAUAGCGUGCUGCGUUUACUAUGUUAUGAUUUAUGGGUACGCGUACACAGUAUACUUAGGUGAAUACAACAAGCACGAAAGAUUUGACACGGUAACAAAGGUUCCUUUUUACCUAGCUCAUGCAAGGGUUCUUCCCUGGGUUGGGGUGACAAUACGAUGUGAUAAUACGUGUUAAUACACGUGUCAAUACGUGACUGAGCUGAAGCAGGUAAAACAUACAGCGCAGUUAACAACGGGCAUGCCUGAGUGCUGUCUAAAUCGACCUCCUGAUUAUGUUAUCUGAUACAAGUGGAUUCAGCUACUCAACGGGAGACGGUCAGGUUAAACGGAAUUUCAGUUUAUCAUAUCGGUGUUGAUGCCGUGUCUACUCAGUAAACUCGACACAAAUCGAUAGACUAAUACCCUAUAGUCAGACGGCAAACUUAAGGACGUUAGAGGAACAGCCGUGACU
Molecule: messenger RNA, 10199 nt
Organism: Ornithodoros turicata
Lineage: Eukaryota; Metazoa; Arthropoda; Arachnida; Ixodida; Argasidae
Gene: Ih
Product: potassium/sodium hyperpolarization-activated cyclic nucleotide-gated channel 2-like
Exons: 12
Coding region: 354-3731 (1125 amino acids)
Biological process (GO): sodium ion transmembrane transport; regulation of membrane depolarization; potassium ion transmembrane transport
Cellular component (GO): membrane; HCN channel complex
Molecular function (GO): voltage-gated potassium channel activity
Source: RefSeq, a predicted model, not a curated record